Messenger RNA from Actinia tenebrosa (Australian red waratah sea anemone), 1319 nucleotides. RefSeq names its product tubulin beta chain. Gene Ontology annotation, biological process: DNA integration; microtubule-based process. Lineage: Eukaryota; Metazoa; Cnidaria; Anthozoa; Actiniaria; Actiniidae. The record is from RefSeq and is a predicted model, not a curated record. Gene Ontology annotation, molecular function: GTP binding; structural constituent of cytoskeleton; GTPase activity. Gene Ontology annotation, cellular component: microtubule.
AGACCCAUCAGGGACGUACCACGGUGACUCUGAUUUGCAGCUCGAGAGAAUAAACGUGUAUUACAACGAAGCUACUGGCGGUAAAUAUGUACCAAGAGCUGUCCUGGUCGAUCUGGAACCAGGCACCAUGGACUCUGUUCGUUCUGGACCAUUCGGACAAAUCUUCAGACCUGAUAACUUCGUUUUUGGUCAAAGUGGAGCUGGCAAUAACUGGGCCAAGGGACAUUAUACAGAAGGUGCUGAGCUUGUUGACUCCGUACUCGAUGUCGUUCGAAAAGAAGCCGAGAGCUGCGACUGCGUACAAGGCUUUCAGCUCACACAUUCCCUUGGGGGAGGUACUGGGUCAGGAAUGGGCACACUUCUCAUCUCGAAGAUCCGCGAGGAGUACCCCGACAGAAUUAUGAACACAUUUAGCGUGGUCCCAUCCCCAAAGGUGUCGGACACAGUCGUCGAGCCGUACAACGCUACUUUAUCGGUACAUCAAUUGGUGGAGAAUACUGACGAAACCUACUGUAUUGAUAACGAGGCUCUAUAUGACAUCUGCUUUAGGACCCUCAAACUGACCACACCCACUUACGGAGACUUGAAUCACUUGGUGUCUGCUACUAUGAGUGGUGUAACAACCUGCUUGAGAUUCCCUGGCCAGCUCAACGCUGAUCUCCGAAAGUUAGCUGUCAACAUGGUACCAUUCCCACGUCUUCACUUCUUCAUGCCUGGCUUUGCUCCAUUGACCAGCCGUGGAUCCCAGCAGUACCGUGCCCUUACCGUCCCAGAACUGACACAACAGAUGUUUGAUGCCAAGAACAUGAUGGCUGCAUGUGAUCCAAGACAUGGUCUUUACCUGACGGUUGCUGCCAUGUUCCGUGGCCGCAUGUCCAUGAAGGAGGUUGACGAACAGAUGUUGAACGUACAGAACAAGAACAGCUCAUACUUUGUUGAAUGGAUCCCCAACAAUGUCAAGACUGCAGUCUGUGACAUCCCACCAAGAGGACUCAAGAUGUCAGGCACGUUUGUUGGCAACAGCACCGCCAUCCAAGAACUCUUCAAGAGAAUCAGCGAGCAGUUUACGGCUAUGUUCAGGAGAAAGGCUUUCCUUCAUUGGUAUACUGGUGAGGGUAUGGAUGAGAUGGAGUUCACUGAGGCUGAAUCCAACAUGAACGACUUGGUCUCAGAAUACCAACAAUACCAAGACGCUACAGCAGAAGAAGAAGGAGAAUUCGACGAGGAAGAGGAAGGAGAAGAAGAAGCAGCAUAAGUCUAAUAUUAAUUUUCCACACCGCGCGCACGCAGCAUUCAAAUGAACCAUUUUUAUUGAGUGA